AUGGUGCGCUGGAACUCCUCCGUGCCCAUGCUCAGAAUCUGCGUUUCCAGAGACGCAAACAUAUCCCGAGUGAUGCGAAUUUUCGCCGCCCGAUCAAGAACUACAUCACUGGGGCAUCUCACCGGAGCCACCGUCAACGUCCCUUCCGUAUCCUCCGAAAGCAUCGGCGCAGAUGUGCUUAUCGAUGGCAAUACCCAACGGCAACCACGAAGCACAUCCUCCUCCUGGUACGCGUGCAGGCUCGCAACGUGUAUUAUGUGCGCACAUGGAAUGCGCCACUGCCGAUUAAAUCUGCAUCCACAAGCGCAGCCAUUUCCGAUGACAACACGUUGCAUACCAAUGCGCUCGUCCUCCACCAGCCAACAACCAACGCCUUCGUUGACGCUGCGAAUACGAACACGAACACUGUGCCGCGCGUACUGCCGCCGGGCGUAAGACGAGAGCCUGCGCAAUAUCACGUCCCCAACGCUGGCUCCGUGCUGAACGUGGCAUUCACCAAGUUGAUCUCUGGCCAGCAGUGUUUCCCUCUCCUCAAUCAUGCUACUUGCACGCUGCACUAUCACCUGAAACAGGUGAAGUAGCGUUGACCGU
Molecule: messenger RNA, 591 nt
Organism: Dicrocoelium dendriticum
Lineage: Eukaryota; Metazoa; Platyhelminthes; Trematoda; Plagiorchiida; Dicrocoeliidae
Source: the annotation of a GenBank genome assembly